Molecule: messenger RNA, 2112 nt
Organism: Gadus morhua (Atlantic cod)
Lineage: Eukaryota; Metazoa; Chordata; Actinopteri; Gadiformes; Gadidae
Gene: gpr151
Product: G protein-coupled receptor 151
Exons: 1
Coding region: 315-1712 (465 amino acids)
Biological process (GO): G protein-coupled receptor signaling pathway
Cellular component (GO): plasma membrane
Molecular function (GO): G protein-coupled receptor activity
Source: RefSeq, a predicted model, not a curated record
ACGAUGCCCAACGUUUGAAUCAGCUGGGGGAUGAGGCUGUCAAUCAAAGCUCAUAUUUAUAGCAGGGCUGCCGAGCCUGUGCUUACUCACAGCAGACGUACGGAGACAGACACCUCCAGCUCCUCCGAACACCACCAGGGACCGGCUGGUCCUCUCCACAAGUUGGUAUUAGAUCCCACUCCAGAGGGACUUUUAUUAGUUUUACCCGUCGUGAAACAUCGUCAUUCUUGCAAACUUUCCUUUCAUCUCCUUGUGACCUCCGACGUUGGACUUUUUUUCCCCCCCGACCGUCUGCCGCCGUCAACUCCGUCACCAUGGAUACCGAGCCGCCCGGCUCGGACAACGGCACGGCGUCGAACGGCAGCUCGGUGGACCGGAGGUUCUACCUGGACCGCGGCUCCUACCAACACCUGGACCCCGGGGACCUGCGCUCGGUGGUCCCCGCCCUCCUGGGGGUGCUGUGCGCCGUGGGCCUGGCCUGUAACCUCAGCGCCAUGGCCGUGCUGGUGUCCAACGCCCGCCGGGGCAAGCUGUCCCUGGUCAACGGCCUCAUCUUCAACCUGAUGCUGGCCGACGGCCUGGUGCUGGCGUUCAGCGUGCCCUUCCGCGCCGCCGCCUACCACCGCUCCAGCUGGACGCUGGGCUGGCCCGUGUGCAAGACGGCCGACUGGUUCUUCCAGUCCUGCAUGGCGGCCAAGAGCUUCACGGUGGCGGUGAUGGCCAAGGCCUGCUACCGCUACGUCUCCGGCCCCAACAAGCAGGUGAGCCUCCGCCCUGGCUCCAUCCUGGUGGUGCUGCUCUUCACCUGGCUGACGGCCUUCUCCGUCACCGCCCCCCACCUGCUGUUCGCCACGCUGCGGCGGGAGAGCCGCGGGCUGGUGUGCGUGAUGGCGCCGCCCCCGGAGAGCCGGGACUUCAUGUGGGUGUACGUGAAGGCGUACCCCCUGGCGGUGUUCUGCCUCCCCCUGAGCUUCGCCAUGCUCUACUUCUGGAAGGCGUACGGGCGGCGCCAGCGACGGGCCACCAAGACGCAGAACCUGCGCACCCAGAUCCGCUCCCGGAAGCUGACGCUGAUGAUCUUCUGCCUGACCGUGGCCAUGGCUCUGCUCUGGCUGCCCCACUGGGUGGUGUGGAUGUGGGAGCGUCACCUGGCCGAGAGGGAGAGGGGCGAGCAGGUCGGCUCCUCUCCUCCCCUCCUGCUCUCUCUCUCCGCUCAGCUGCUCACCUUCUCCCUGUCGCUGGUGAACCCGCUCGUGGUGCUGUCGCUCUCCGAAGAGUUCCGCGAGGGCUACUGGGGCCUCUGGAGGCGGCUCACCCUGCGCAAGCAACCCCCGCCCAAACCCAAGCCCGGGCCCCACAACCCCACGUCCCUGAUGUCCCCUCACCCAAGACCGGAGACCUCGGGCCAGCAGAGAGAGGAUCGCCCUCCCCAGGGCUCCGCCACAUCUGUUCACGGCCCCAACACGGAGAGUCUGCGUCAGCCCCAGGCGGUGGUGGAGGAGGAGGAGGAGGAGGAGGAGGAGGAAGAGGAGGAGGGAUGCAGAGGCGGCGGGACGGAGGCGGAUGAGACCAGCCUGAAAGACGGCGUCGCGUUGCCCGACGUGGAGCAGUUCUGGCACGAGAGAGAGGCUGGAUCUGUGACGGAUGAAAACGACCCCGUGCCCUGGGAGCACCAGGGAGGGGGGGAGACAGUGGGGAAGGUGGUGAACUGAUCGCUGGCCGGGCUCACAUCACAAGUAAGGCGUCCGAUUAGCGUUAGUUUGAUCAGCAGAGCAGAGUUUGUGGUAAAGAAAAUCGCAAAUGCAUCUGCAUUCAGAGUUUGAGGUAUUGUCUUUUGUUUGUCGUCACAUUUUUGAUGGCUGAUAUUAAAAGCUAUUAGUAAAAGGUAACAAAUAUGUGCAUUAUAAUGUAUAUUAAAGGCUUUAAGCUGGAAUACUACUGUUACUGUGGGUAUCCCUUGAGGUAUAUAUUGAGAUUAAUUAUGUCAAAUGUCAAUUAAACAUUGACAUUUUUUUCAUAUUAGUCUCAUUGGCCGGCCAAGGAACAUUUUAAAUAACGAUAUGGUGGUGUAAAAGUGGAUUUUGUAAUAGGUAUUUGUGUAAUGAUGGUUAA